Molecule: messenger RNA, 1042 nt
Organism: Oncorhynchus mykiss (rainbow trout)
Lineage: Eukaryota; Metazoa; Chordata; Actinopteri; Salmoniformes; Salmonidae
Source: RefSeq, a predicted model, not a curated record
UAUAAAACUGUCACCUUAACCCUCAGUUCAAUAGCACACCCUUUGCCAGAUAAGACACACAGACAUUACAGUACACAUACACUCAGGUCUUCUAUAUUCACACACACACACACACACACACAGUACCCAUAGGUUCAGGUCCUUAUUGAUUUCCGUUGAAUUCCCAGGUUCACUGAAAGCGGCCUGCUGGCUUUAAGGUUUCUACUGAGGUGUGCGGGUGUUAACGUCACAAGAUGCCGAUACAAGAGUCUUUUUACUUUUUAGAAAUCUUCAUCCCGAUGAUCACAUUUGGCAUCACCAUCAUCUGCUGCACAGCCUUUUGUAAGGCCUUCCACCGGGCCCGCCAGGAGCAACUGGACCGGGAGGAGAGACGAGACAGGCCCUCCAUCUACGUCAUUCCCUUCCCCGCAGUAUCUUAUGACAGCGAAGACAUCCACAGGCCUCCUCGCUACAGCACCUCAGAGUUCUCCAGCCCACCUCCGGCCUACAAUGAGGUAUUAGUCCAUCCUAAACACGAGGUGGAGAUGAAGCCAGACUUUAUCCACCCAGAGCUUCCUCCAGCCUACUCGGAGGUCUCCAACGCGCCUGUUUUCCCCCUGCAACCUUACUCGGCGUCUCCUGAACCCCACUCCCAACCAUAGGACCGUACCAGCUUAGGAAGCCUGCGAGGGGGAGGCCUGAAGCCACAGACUAAGGGAUAAAUGACACAGAAUAUGGCACAUACUGUAUGUGGAGUGGGGAUUCUGAAGCUGGAUAUGUACAUGUAUACCACAGAGACUUGGUCCUUGGGAUUGUUCAAUGGGGACGUGAGGUGGAAAGUUUGGAGACCAUAAGGAAAAGCAAGUGUUUCGACACCUAUGAAAGUGUGUAACUGUAAAGCAGAAGUAGGGGACAAGAGAUUGAAUGGGGUUGCGUAGUAGCUAUAGCUACCAAUCUGUACAUACCAGUGUGUAAAUAUAUAUACAUCUUUCAAAUGUUAUUUUUCAAGGUGCCAUGGAACUUCUGUAACAUGGUAAAUAAAGUCUGUUUUCGUUACCAAAGA